GGCAGAAAAUUGUGAGCUGGAGUAUCACUCAGAGGCGAUUCAGUUCUGCCUUUUCUCUUGGAGCAUCAGAGAGGUUACAGGCCAGGGAAGGUCAACUUGUGCCUCACUUGGGGGAUUAAUUCUCGGCUCCAGAAUCGAUUCCUGGUAGAGACUCAGAAAUCACUCGAACUCGGCUUUUAACACAGACUGUACUUCACAACUCGCAAGAUGAGUGAUGAGGAGAUCACUUACUCAACUGUGAGAUUUCAUAAGUCUUCUUCAGAGUUACAGAACAGGCCUGAUGAGACUCAAAGGCCCAGAGAACCUGGCCACAGAGAGUGUUCAGUCCGCUGGCACCUCAUUGCUAUACCUCUUGGAAUCCUUUGUUCCAUUCUACUGGUGGCCAUUGCAGUGUUGGUGACAUACAUUUUUCAGUACAGACAAGAGAAACAUAAUCAGGAGAAGAUUAUAAACAACCUCUACCAAAAGUAUUACAGCAUUAAAAAUGACAGCUACUUAAAAGAACAAAUUUUUAAUAAUAAGUCUACAGAGUGUGAUGCCCUCAAAGAUCGUCUGAACUCUGUCAACAGAGAAUGGAAGAGAUGCUGUGGGGAAACUAAGAUUGUUUUAGAUUGCAUACAGCGCACAGGCAAUCGUGUUGAAGGACACUGGUUCUGCUGUGGCAUAAAAUGUUAUUAUUUCCUCAUGGACAAUAAACCCUGGCAUGGAUGUAAGAAGACCUGCAAGGACUGCAGCUUAUCCCUUUUGAAGAUCAAUGAUGAUGCUGAGCUGACAUUCCUUAAGUCCCAACUUCAUCCAAGGAGUUACUGGAUUGGAUUGUCAUAUGGUUGGAAAGACAAAGAAUGGGAAUGGAUUGACGAUGGCCCAUCUAAACUUAAUUUGACAUGGCUGAAAUCAGUACGUUAUACAGGAGGCUGUGCAUUUCUCAGUUCAAAAGGUGUAGAUGAUGAGGACUGUGGUAAAACCCAUGGCUGCAUAUGUGAAAAGAGAGUGGAGAAAUUCCCUGAUUCAAUGUGCAGCGCAAGGUCUCAGUUGGCUGUGCAAGCUGAGUGAGGAGUUGAAAAGGGAAGGUAUUCUUCUGAAAUCUGGCUUAAUAGAGCGGCAGCCUACUUCCUUCCAGGUGCACAGAGCAGCUGUGUCUGGAGAACAGAGCACUGUGCUCCUAGCCCUGAGCAAACACACUCUUUAUUUUAUGAAUGACACACAGAACCAAAUAGAAAACCCUGAUAAUAGCACACAUAUCUCAUUGUUACUUGGACAAACCAUUUCUAUAUCCCAUGACUUUGACAGUAUAAUUAACAACUAUGAUGCAGUUGUUGAUUUCUGUUUCUUUGUUAAUUGGUUGUUUAAUAUUUGAUAUUUUUUACAGAUAGAAGAAUUUAUCUCUAAAAACAUUUAUUUUCUGUAAAAUAUGAUUUCAGACUUGAAGUUGCCAAACUAGUUCAAUGAACCCAUACAACCUUCCAUAGUCCGUAUGUUCUCCCCUCAUUUUUCUGAUACAUCUGAUAAGUUGAAACCCUAUAGAUAUUAAUUUAAUGUCAUCGGGAUGUGAUGUCUCAGACUUACAAUCUUAUAGAUGCCUGAGUCUGAAGGCUGUGUUACCUACAUAGUUAAAUUUUUGGGCAUCAUGAGCUAUAGAGUGAGAUUCUGCUUCAUGAAACCUAAUAAUUAUGACAGUGAUAUUACUAAGCUGUCCAUACAUCAUUUUUAGAGACAAGCUAUUUUUUUUACAAUAUCAUACUGAGAUGAAAAAAACUCAAGAAAUGUCGUAUUGAUAUAGUAGUAUGUUGUAAUCUAUAACCCAUAUCCACAUUUGUCAUUUUCUGGAGUAUAUCACUGUUGGUUAGAAGCAUGCAAUGCAUUCACUUGUAAUGUCCUUUAGUUCUGAAAUGGUUCCUGACUUAUGCUUUUUUCUGACAUUAAAAAUGUAAAAUAUGG
Molecule: messenger RNA, 1938 nt
Organism: Mesocricetus auratus (golden hamster)
Lineage: Eukaryota; Metazoa; Chordata; Mammalia; Rodentia; Cricetidae
Product: killer cell lectin-like receptor 2
Exons: 8
Coding region: 208-1053 (281 amino acids)
Source: RefSeq, a predicted model, not a curated record